AUGUUCCAACCGCUAACAAACCCCUCGACCGAAUGUAAUAAGACCGAAAUAAAUGAAAAUCGGAAACAGCAGAACCCAUUAGAGGUUUUGAAAGCUUUUAAUCUCGACAAACAUUUUGAGUUGAAUGUUCUCAUUUUGCUGGAAGCUCAUUCAGUUCCUAUCAUUAGCUUAACAAGAAUUUCAUUAUGUUUCAUAUGCAAACCUCAUAAAUCUCCUCAACCGUUACAAUAUCAAGCGACUCAACCUUUUAAAUGGUCUUUUCUUCUUCUUGGAAAUUCAAGUUUAUCUCAUUAUUCGAUAUUCCAAUUGAGUAUUGAUUUACGAUUAAUUAAAUUAAUAAUUUAUGACAACAUAUUCGUAACAUUAUUUCGCAUGCUUCAAAAUUUGGUCUAG
Clunio marinus is the source of this 393-nucleotide messenger RNA. The record is from the annotation of a GenBank genome assembly. Lineage: Eukaryota; Metazoa; Arthropoda; Insecta; Diptera; Chironomidae.